GGAUAAAUUCAUAAGAAACAAAUGUCAAGCUUCGUUGGUGGUUGCGGCAACUACAACAACGGAGAAACAAAACACUAAAGUAUCCGGGAGAAUCAAAGGGUUUUGUGGAAGAUAUGAGGUUUGUGGCGAUGAGAUUGCACACAAAAGAUCAGGCUAAGAAAGAGAGAAAGAAUUAUAAAUCUCCGGAGGAAGGUCCGGUGGCUAAAUGGGAGCCAACAGUGAAAGGAUACUUUACAGUUUCUUAUGGACGAUCGACCGCAAAUAGUGGCCACAUCGAAGUUGCCUCGAGGGGUUUCUCAAAGCUUUCGGAGGUUAUUGACAUAAGCUCGGCUGCGCAUGGCGUUUCUCUCCAGAAAACUCGCAGCUGGGACGAAGGGGUUUCCUCCAAAUUCUUCAACACACCAUUGACAGAUAUCUUCAAGGGGAAGAAAGUCAUCAUGACAUCAUCUGUGGACUUUCUUUGAGAAAAUGUGUAUCCCUUCAUCUUCCUUUAUUUCUUGAUCAUGUUUACAUGCUAGAACAAAUGAUUUAAUGUUAU
Molecule: messenger RNA, 538 nt
Organism: Arabidopsis arenosa
Lineage: Eukaryota; Viridiplantae; Streptophyta; Magnoliopsida; Brassicales; Brassicaceae
Source: the annotation of a GenBank genome assembly